AUGCCAGAAGAUACAGACUCGUUCCAGGACGCUCAGGAAACCGUGGAUGUUCAUAAUGAGGUUCCGGAAUCUAUUAAAGACAGCACAGCGGAAGAAUCUAGAAGUGCUUCACCUUCAAAAUCUAAAAAGAAGAAGAACAAAAAGAAGAAGAAGAAUCAAUCAAACAAUGGUAGUCAGUUAGAUUUAUCAAAUGGAGAUGCUGAAACACCAAUAGAGAAGGAUGAUGCGGAAGAAGUAAAGAUUCCAAAUGAUCCAGAACCUAAAUACGAGGCUGAAACGGAUGCUGUUAAAUCUGUUGAAAAUGUUACAAAUGAAGCUAAAGAAGAAAAUGUCUUACCAGAUGAAUCUAUAAAUGAAAAUUCUGAAGAAAUUGUUGCUGAAGUUGAUCAAGCUUUGAAAAAUAAAACUGGUACUGACGUGGAAGUUGAUCAAGUUGUUGAAACUGCUGCUGCUGCUGCUGCUGACCCAGAAAUUGAAGAAUCUAAAGAAGAAGAACAAUUGCCAAUUGAAACUGAAAUUGAAAAGCAGGAACCACCAAGUAUUGAAAUGAAUGUUGAAGAAGAUUUAAAUGAAACUGGUGAUGUUUCAGAACUACCAAUUAGUCAAUCAACUAAUGACAUUCCAAAAACUGAAGAUUUAAAACAAGAGAAUGCUAAUCUUGAAGAUAAAUUACAAGAAUUGAAAAUAGUUACAAAUGUUGAUGAUUUAAAGGAAGAAGAAGUUGAAGAUUCAAAACAACAAACAUCUUUACAAUCACCUUCACCAAUCUUACCAAAGAAAAUUGAUCAAACAUCGCCACCACAACUUCCAGAUAGAUCAAAUGUUCCAAUUGUAUCACCACAAGCAGCUUCAAAUCCACCACCAUUACCUGAAAGAGACUUGGAUAAUCAACUUCAAAAUACAACACAAGAUUCUAUACCACCAGCAUUACCAGCAAGACCUUCUGAAGAUCAUAAUGGUGGUCUAAAGCCUUUUAAAAAUAGAACUUUACAAAAUGCUUCUGAUUUACCUCCACCUCCAUUGCCUCCACAAUUAACAGCUGCACAAAAGGCAAGUCAUCGUACAAGUAUUUUACCAUCAUGGCUACACAAGAGUUCUGGCUCAAUUCCAACAUCUGAAAAAUCAUUAGAAUUAGAAGAGAAUUAUGAUUUAUUAUUAAGUAGAUUAAGUGAAAAUCAUGAAGAUUAUGAAUCAAAAGAUGAAAUUUCUAAAGAACAAAUUGAUAUUUCUGCAAAUACACUUAGAUCAACAUUUGCUGAAAAAGUUUCAACUUUAGAAGAUACUUCGGCUGAUCAAAGUCAAGCAACAACUGCUGAAGAUUCUGAAAUUCAUAAAAUUGAUUGGCCAUUUUGGACUCAAGUUGUUAAUGAUUAUACGGGAACUGCUAAAUCUGAUCCUGCAAAAUUAGCUAAACAUUUAUCAGGUGGUAUCCCAAAGCAAAUUAGAGGUAUUGUUUGGCAAUUAGUUGCAAAUUCAAAUCCAAAAGAAUUUGAAACAAUUUUUGAAAAUUUGAAAACUCAAACAAGUCAAUAUGAAAAAAGUAUUACUAAAGAUUUAUCAAGAACUACAUUCAUUCAAGAUUUCGGUUUAGAUGUUGAUUCAUUAUUCCAAAUUAUUAAAUCAUACUCUAUACAAGAUUCUGAAGUUGGUUAUACUCAAGGUAUGGCAUUCUUAACUGUUCCAUUAUUAAUAAAUAUGAAUGAAUUAGAAUCUUUUACCUUAUUAAACAAAUUGAUGUUUGGUUAUAAUAUCAGAUCAUUGUAUUUACCAGAUAUGCCAGGUCUACAUUUAAAAUUAUAUCAAUUUGAUAGACUUAUUGAAGAUUUAUUACCAAAUUUACAUACACAUCUUUUGAGACAAGGUGUUAGAUCAUCAAUGUAUGCUUCACAAUGGUUUUUAACUUUUUUUGCUUAUAAAUUCCCAAUUGAAUUUGUUUUGAGAAUUUUUGAUAUUAUAAUAACUGAAGGUUUUGAAUCAAUUUUAAAAUUUGCUGUCGCUAUUGUCCAAGCUAAUGAAUCGAAAUUAUUAACAUUACAAUUUGAUGAUUUAUUGGAGUUUUUGAAAGAAAACUUAUUUAGUGCAUAUUUGAUAAAUAAUAACGAAACAAAUGAUGUUGAUGAUGAUGUUGAUUCUAUUCAAGGUGGUGCUGGUGGAUUUUUCACAAAGAAGAAACAAACCCCAGCUCCAGCCAUUACUGUUGAUUCUUAUGACGUUGAUAGAUUUGUUGAAGAUGCUACAAAUGUCAAGAUCCUACCAAUAACUAUAAAGAUAUAUGAAGAUGAGUAUCAAGAAAUACAUCGUUUGGAAAAGGAAAGACAAGAAGAAGUUGAAGAAUUAAGAUUGAAAAAUAAUCAAUUAAGAAAAGAAAUUAAAAAAAUUGAAUCUAGUUAUACUUUAUUGAACAGAGAACAUGUUCAAAUUGCAAAUGAAAUGAUUAAUGGAAGAGUCACACUGGCUACUUUGGAAGAUGAAAAUAAAGAUUUAAAAGAACAAAAUCAAAACCUUCGUGAUCGUAUUAAGAAUUUACAAGCUAAAGAAGAAGUUGCAAUUCCUUCAAAUCUUGAAGAUGACUUGAAAAUAACAAUGGAAAGAAAUUUGGAAGUCAUGACAAAGAAUGAAGAAUUAGAUAAUCAAGUCCAACAAUUAUUACAAGAGAUUGAAGAAUUGAAAAAUUCUAAACAAUCUAAUGGUGAUGUACAACCUUCUCCACAAGCUACACCUGUUCAAAAGCAAUCAUCAUGGACCAAAAAGCUUUUCAAGUGA
Molecule: messenger RNA, 2763 nt
Organism: Hansenula ciferrii
Lineage: Eukaryota; Fungi; Ascomycota; Saccharomycetes; Phaffomycetales; Wickerhamomycetaceae
Gene: GYP5
Product: GTPase-activating protein
Exons: 1
Coding region: 1-2763 (920 amino acids)
Source: RefSeq, a predicted model, not a curated record